Messenger RNA from Nothoprocta perdicaria, 2352 nucleotides. Its product is annotated as cystine/glutamate transporter-like. NCBI's taxonomy places the organism in Eukaryota, Metazoa, Chordata, Aves, Tinamiformes, Tinamidae. Gene Ontology annotation, biological process: amino acid transmembrane transport. Gene Ontology annotation, cellular component: membrane. Bases 460 to 1884 code for a protein of 474 amino acids. Gene Ontology annotation, molecular function: L-amino acid transmembrane transporter activity. The transcript is spliced from 13 exons. The record is from RefSeq and is a predicted model, not a curated record.
GUCACUUUAGAGAAAAAAAUAAUCACAUUCAAUUCAGAGACCUCCAAGGUCUUGAUUCUUUAGUUUGCAGAUUGAACUCUUAGAGGAUGUUCCCUGCUGAUAUCAAUGUUCACCCAAGUUUGAACGGCCUAAAUUAACCCUAACCAGAUCAGUUUUAGUCUGGGCUGCAAACGUAUCUUUGGGCAUCAAAGCUACAUUUGGGAAUUGUUUCCCARAGUUUGGCACCCAACCUGUAGUGUUCUGUGUUCCUUGCCAGAACCAGGUAGCAGUCCCUCUGAGGAACAGUGCCAAUGUAGGAGAUCAUGCCGAGUGUGUGUAAAUGCAACUGUAUUUUGUUUGUACUGUGCAUCCAAUAGCUGAGGAGAAUAGAUUCAACAGAUCUCAACAGGUCAGCAUUGUGGAUGCCUUUGGAGACCCUAACUUCUGAAUGUGUGAGCUUCUCCUAAGAUCAGAAGAGCCAUGGGGAAAGACAAGAAAGAAGAGGAGCCUGUAUUUCUGAGGAAAAAGAUUACCUUGCUGAGGGCUUUCUCACUUCUUAUUGGCAGCAUGGUUGGCAGUGGCAUCUUUAUCUCCCCCAAAGGCGUACUGAAAAAUUCUGGCAAUGUGGGCUUCUCCUUGGUUGUUUGGUUUGCCUGUGGGCUUCUCUCCAUGUUCGGUGCCUUGAGUUAUGCAGAGCUUGGAACGAGAAUCACCAAGUCUGGAGGACAUUAUAUUUAUAUACUGGAGACUCUAGGGCCUCUGCCAAGUUUCUUAUUUUUGUGGGCAGAGUUUUUUGCUAUCAGGCCUGCCAACAGUGCUGUGGUGUCCUUGGCGUUUGGGCGUUACUUGCUGGAGCCCUUUUUUGCCCCCUGCGUGGCUCCUCUGCCUGCUGUGAAGCUUGUGUCUCUCCUAGGAUACUACAUGGUUCUCACCCUGAACUCCUGGAGCGUCACCUGGAGCGCCCGGGUGCAGACAGCUCUCUCCAUCGUCAAACUCAUGGCCCUUGGGCUCAUCAUCGUGCCGGGGAUGACACUUCUGGCCCAAGGCCACACCGAAAACUUCCAGGAUGCUUUUGACAGACAGUCGCUGGUUUUGGAUAAGCUGCCCUUGGCUUUUUACGCAGGGAUGUUUGCAUAUUCAGGCUGGUUUCAGACUAGCUUUGUGCGUGAAGAAUUGAUCAGACCUGAAAGAAACAUCCCACUGGCUGUGAUUGUGUCUGUGAUCACUGUAAUUGUGGGAUAUAUGCUCACCAAUGUUUCCUAUUACACAGUCCUAGGGGCACAGGAUGUUUUGGCUUCUCCAGCUGUUGCUGUGAGUUUUGUGCAGCGAGCCUUCAAAAGUCUUAUCUCGGUGCUCCCCGUCCUUGUUGCGCUGUCCUGCUUUGGAACGAUGAAUGGAGGAAUCUUUACAUUUUCAAGGACCCUUUUUGUGGCCUCAAGAGAAGGACAGUGGCCUCCUCUCUUCUCUAUGAUCCAUAUUCGAAGGCAUACACCUCUUCCUGCUGUCAUGCUAAUGUUCCCUUUGGUUACUGCCAUGGUGUGUAUCGGAGAUAUCUACCAUCUAUUGAACUUCUUCAGCUUUUCCCGAUGGCUCUUCAUAGGAUUAGCCACCCUUGGGCUCAUUGUCCAUCGCUGCCGCCACCCAGAGCUGCAGAGCCCAUUCAAGGUUCCCCUGUUCAUUCCUGUCUCCUUUACCAUCAUCUGCCUCUUCACAGUGGGAAUGUCUUUCUACUCAGACCCUGUAAACAUUAGCAUUGGAUGCACCAUGGUUCUAAGUGGUUUUCCAGUCUACUACCUCGUAGUCCGCAGGCAAAUGUCGGAUCGCUGCCGAAGCCUCUUUUAUUAUCUCACGCACAAACUGCAGUUAUUACUGGAAGUAGUCCAGCAAGAAAUCAAGACUUAUUGAAGAAACCAUCACAGCUUAAAGAAGAUAAAAUCUACUUAUUCCAAUUCUGAUACCUUUGAUCCUACCAAAAGCAGGUCAUGCUCUCAGUCUUUUAAUCACUGCAAAUAAAGAAGAGCCUCAGCCAAAACUUUGCUGGAAGUGUUCCCAAGCUUGCCUUUUGGGAUCUGGAGGAGUGUGCUGCAUCUGCUUUUAUACACAUAUAUAUUUUUAGCAGAUCAAUCUAGUGCGUUGAAAUAAGCUUUCUUUACCUCAAGAGAGUAUUUAAAACCAAGAUCCUAACUUUGCAGCUUACAUCAUUUACUGAGGACUGGGCUAUUAUUUUUAAAUUUCCUAACCUGGCAAAUAGGGGAAGCCUAUUCCAGAAUUUAAGGAGGUGAAACACAUGAAAGCCAAAUACAGCCUUCAAGAAGAAACGUUGUAGUAGUCAUUUGAACUGGUGCUGUGCACAAGCAUUAUAAAGGCAAGUCA